GACACCCUCACUUUCCAGCCCCAUGAAGGAUACAGUGAAUCUGUAAUGUAAAUGUCAUCAUGUGUAUAUCAAACGUCUACUCCUGUAGAUUAGUAGAGAAGACAGCAGGAAUAUUUUGGUCUGAGAUGACGGGAUUGGGUCAACACCAACCAGACAGGGCUGCUGCUGAGUCGGCCAGCUCAUGGAGCUCCAGACACCCCAGAACAAAUUGCUGCUUGGCAUCAGGGACUAGGUCUACAAUCCACAUUAAACGCACUCAUCGCUUCAGGAACUGUCUUUUGUUUCGCCUCAAGGACCGGGUCAGGAUGGACCAGAGGCUGCCAGCCGUCAAACCCCAGUCGGACCAGGGGACAGACGACAGAUUGAGGGAGCCAGCCCAGACCCAGGUGACAGGGGACAGAUUGAGGGAGCCAGCCCAGACCCAGGGAAUAGGGGACAGACUGAGGGAGAUGGCACUGAAGUGGUUCAGAGAGACUCAAGCUCCUCUGAUCCUCCAUGAAGGAAAUUUUCCUUCCUGGUUCCUCGGCUUCAUAUCGAGAAGAGAUGCUGAAGAGACUCUGAAAGACAAGGAAUUAGGCUGUUUCCUGAUCCGGCUCAGUGACAAAGCAAUUGGAUACAUCCUCUCAUACAGAGGCCGUGAUAGAUGCAGACAUUUUGUAAUCAAUCAGGCUGAGUCAGGCCAAUUCAUAGUGUCUGGAGACACAGAGGAGCAUGUCACGCUGACCGACCUGAUUGAGCACUACAGGACCAGCCCCAUCCAACCCUUUGGAGAAUACCUGACCUGCUCCUGCCUGGAGUCUUCCAUCGACAACAUCUAUGACAUUGUCAAGGUCAACCCUAAAGAGAAACCUGUGGUCAGUGUCAGAGCCGUAAGGAGCAAGUGGGACCAGCUCAGUGAUCAGAACCAACAUGGUCUUAGGAUUAGGGCCACCACCAGCAACCAGGACCUGCAGGGUGAUAGGACAAGGAUGGGCCCCAGUGACCAGAACCUGCAGGGUCAUAGGACCAGGAUGGGCCCCAGUGACCAGGACCUGCAGGGUCAUAGGACCAGGAUGGGCCCCAGUGACCAGGACCUGCAGGGUCAUAGGACCAGAAUGAGGCCCCUUGGUCAGGACUGGGAGAAACCUCCACCUGACCUACCUCCCAAGAACAGCACAAAGCCAAAGGAAGCGCCAAACGCGCGUAGAAGAGCCAGCCCUCUAAAGAGCAGUUCCCUUGACGACCAGCAGGGCAGCACCCAGGGCAGGGUGUUGUAUGCUCAGCUGGAGAGGCACCAAAGUCAGGAUCACCAGGGAUUUCCCAGAGCCCCAGAAAGAAAGGACUUGGACCAACCUCAGACCCCUCAUUGGGAAAACACAUCAAGAGAUAAACCUAGAGCACCAGAACCAGGGACAGUCUACUCUGAACUGCUUGACUGCAGGAGCAAAUCUCUGCCUCUGCUGGACCUGAAUGAUAGCUCCCCAAAUUGCCCAAAACAGACCACUGACUGGGCCACUAGCGCUACACUGCGAGACCAGAAGUGCCCAUCCGGAACCUCCCUGCUGGACCAGAAAUACAACAAGGUUGUGUCCAGGAGACCUUCGACCUCCAGCCACAGUUUGGGCUAUCUACGUGACAGCCCCCACCCCAGCUCUGCCUCAUUAUAUCACCUGGCAGGUAGACCCACAGACUGGGGAGGACCCAUGACAUCAUUCAUGACAUCACCACUACAGGAAGCUGACAGUCUGUAUGCUGAGGUCCCACAUGAGCAUGUCCUCCAUAUUCCUCUGGAUAACACUUAUGAACAGAUACCAGAGCAGGGGAUGAAAGGAUCAGCCAGACCUCAUGAACAGAUACCAGAGCAGGGGAUGAAAGGAUCAGCCAGACCUCAUGAACAGAUACCAGAGCAGGGGAUGAAAGGAUCAGCCAGACCUCAUGAACAGAUACCAGAGCAGGGGAUGAAAGGAUCAGCCAGACCUCAUGAACUGAAACCAGAGCUGGGGAUGAAACGAUCAGCCAGACCUCAUGAACAGAUACCAGAGCUGGGGAUUAAAGGAUCAGCUAGACCAUCCUUUAACAACCACACCUAUGAGUCUAUGGAAGAACUCAAAUCCAAACUCUCUGCCUCUUCCUGGGGGUUAAAGACUGACAAAUGGAGAUGGCUAUUUCCAGAGAGACAGAAGAAAUAACAGAAGCAAACCAACACAAUACACUACUCACACAAUUUUUGAGUUGUCUGUUUUUGCAGGAUGGCAUUCUACCAGAACUUUGAACAUGUAUGUCUGCUGUAUGUCUGUAUAUCUGCUGUCUUUGGAUGAUGUAUGUCUGCUGUCUUUGGACAUUUAUGUCUGCUGUCUUUGGAUCAUGUAUGUCUGCUGUCUUUGAAGUGUCUAUGUCUGCAGUCUUUGGAUAUGUAUGUCUGCUGUCUUUGGACAUAUAUGUCUGCUUUCUUUGGACAUUUAUGUCUGCUGUCUUUGGACAUUUUUGUCUGCUGCCUUGGAUCAUGUAUGUCUGCUGUCUUUGGACAUGUAUGUCUGCGGUCUUUGGAUCAUAUAUGUCUGCUGUCUUUUGGAUCAUGUAUGUCUGCUGUCUUAGGUCAUAUAUUGUUGCUGUCUUUGGACAAGUAUGUUUGCUGUCUUCUCAACACACAACAACAUGUCACUGCAGUUUCUUUUAGUGCUGGACAC
Esox lucius (northern pike) is the source of this 2666-nucleotide messenger RNA. RefSeq lists its product as uncharacterized. The record is from RefSeq and is a predicted model, not a curated record. Lineage: Eukaryota; Metazoa; Chordata; Actinopteri; Esociformes; Esocidae. Gene Ontology annotation, cellular component: cytoplasm. The transcript has 8 exons. Bases 60 to 2168 code for a protein of 702 amino acids.